Sycon ciliatum is the source of this 2668-nucleotide messenger RNA. RefSeq lists its product as uncharacterized. NCBI's taxonomy places the organism in Eukaryota, Metazoa, Porifera, Calcarea, Leucosolenida, Sycettidae. The record is from RefSeq and is a predicted model, not a curated record. Bases 463 to 2178 code for a protein of 571 amino acids. The transcript is spliced from 5 exons.
UCCAUUCGAUCGAAGAAGAUCGAAAAAGGUGCGAAGCGAACGUGGCGUAAACCUUUUCGCCUCGUCUUUCAAAAAAGGGACUGGCGCAGCCAGCUGUAGAUUAUGUUCUACGUACGUAAAGAUGUCGUCACGAGAAAUAGUCGCGAGUCGUUGACUUACACUGUCUUACACUUUACAGUUACACAAAGUAAACUUUAGUUCUUCGCUUGCUUCGCUGUCUUGAGGGAGAGAAGAGUGUUGUUUGUGGCGACACGCCAGUCGUAAGGUAGAAUGAGAUUUUGUUGCAGUCGAGACCUAGGCUAGUGCAGGCCGGCAUAACGCGCUUUGCGGGAGAAUGGACAAAAAGUCAAAAACAUUGCUUUCCUCGUUGGCACCGACCUUUGUCCACACACUGUGACUACAGCAUAGAGGGUCUGCCUGUUGACUUUUGCAGAGUUCUCAAGUACGUGAAUCAUCGGCACCAUGCUACCCAAGCAGAGAAAAUCGCCUCCGGGUAGGCAAGUGCAGAGUCGGGCGGCCCCUGCUGCCACUACCAGUCACCCGUCCAGUUUGCUGCCUUCAGCAGCAAGCCGAGCAAGUUCACAAGCAUGCGCUGGACCAGUAUUCCCGUCCACACCAUCCUCCACCGGUGUUGAAAUCCAGUGGCCAGCUGGCAACCCACGCGAUCGGCUGAGAAGCAGGAGACGAGAUGCAGCCGCAGCGUCGCAAAGUGACCCUGGAACAACAUCACCACCGUCAUCGGCAUUUGAUGUGCAAGCGCAGCGGGCAUAUAGCUCGCAGCAGAUGCUGAGGCCAAGCAGGAGCAUUGGCAUGGUAACACAAGGCGAGCCAUCAUCCUCAGAGCUAUGCGUUAGGACUUCUGGACAAGUAUCACCGCCUCGGGUGCCAGCAGGACCCGCGCCGGGUUUGUUGCCGGGGCGGCGUCAGUUUCUCGCGCUUCCCACAACAAUCAAUGAGCAGACGGUGCCAGCACACGUAAAUACGCUGGCAGCGGCACUAUCGUCUCGUACAGCAACAGUGCAGUCGUCUCAUAUGGCAGCCGUCCAAUCACCCCACACAGCAGCUGAUCAAUCACAUCAUCGUGCAGGAACUGUGCAAUCACCUCAUAUGGCAUCUGUGCAAUCACCUCAUAUGGCAUCUGUGCAAUCACCUCAUAUGGCAUCUGUGCAAACACCUCAUAUGGCAUCUAUGCGAUCACCUCAUAUGGCAUCUGUGCAAUCACCUCAUAUGGCAUCUGUGCAGCCAUCUCGUGGAGCGGCGGCACAUUCACCGCGCACGGCCCCAGCAGAAGCAUCUGGCUCUUCAUUGCCGUCCAAAGGCACCGGUCUCCCAGAAAUGACCAAGACACGUUUCCGUGGUGCACCAAGUACAUGGAGUCAACCGAAGCUCACGGCCAGCCAGCCGAAGCGGAUAGCUAUCACGAAUCCGAAGGCCGCGCCGACAGGUCCCAGGCCUCAUUUCCCGUAUGGCGAUCCGUACGCAAUCCGAGACCCGCCGAACGAUCCUGACUUUCUUGCACUGCAGGCGAGAGUGCGCGCCAUCAGCAAACUGCAGCUGGCGACGGUGAAAUUGGAGAGUGAGAGAAAGCAAUCGCGUCGACGCCGGCCGCCCUCAAAGAACUCGGUAUGGGCACGCCUUAGUUCGUGCAGCUCCUCAGACAUGGAGUCAACACGCAGACAGCUGCAACCUCAACAGCAGCAGCAGGGUGGCAGUACCAGUCGAGAAGUGCACCGUGAUGCUCACCAGGCACAGGCGCUGAACGACGCUCAAGGACUUCUUCACACUCUCCAAAUCCAACCGCAUCGACCAGCCGCCGCACUUACUACCCCCGGCGGCACACAGGCUCCAGCACGACGAAGACGCAGUACGGGCAUUGCCGGUCCAAGCGGCUCUGUGCGACAGACUGCUCGCAGGGCAUCUAUUGCAGACCCCCUGUGCAUACAGCGUAGUCCGGCGACAACACUGGCUCAGAAUCCAACUGGAGCGGCUGUCCAUGGGACUGGAAGCGAUCACGCCAGCAGCGACACGGAGCGCGGUGCUCCACGACUGAGGAGAUACUCCAGUCAGCCACUCCGGCGGUCUUCUCGAUCAACUACGACCAGUCUGCAGCGCCGUCGGUCCGUCAAAGAGUACUCUUCAGGCUACCGUAUAGCUGUGGACGCUCUUCCAUUCAGCUAAAUACUGUUUGUUAAACAGGCCGCAUGGAUUAGUCUUGAUUCAACACCACUCCAGUCAUGGACUUUUGUUAUAAGAUACAUGGAUGUCUUCAGGAAUGGACCCAAGACACAAUGACCGUGUCACACCCCAUCUCCAUUGACUUGAUAUAAAUUAUAUAUUGCACAUAGUCGAGUUUUUAGGUGUCUGGUUUGAAUAAAGGGCUUACUGUAUUGUGACCAUGUUACGUUGCCACAGUGCUUUGUAAUACCCUUUUGUUUGUUAAUAACUCGGAAUAAAAUCAAGCAGCUUUUUAACCAUCCCUGCAGCAAGUUUGUGAUGAUGACUCUUGAAUUCUCCUUGAUGUGUUAGCAGCAUGUUAACUUAUAUCAUGUCAAAUGUUGGCAGCCUAUCACUGCCACUUUCUUGCUGGUGAGUCUUUCAACAGUUACUCUUACACAACGGUAUUUGAGUGCAGGAAUCCACAACGACCAGGUCGGCGGUCAGCAAACCA